Messenger RNA from Thermothelomyces thermophilus ATCC 42464, 2903 nucleotides. RefSeq lists its product as uncharacterized. Gene Ontology annotation, biological process: maturation of 5.8S rRNA from tricistronic rRNA transcript (SSU-rRNA, 5.8S rRNA, LSU-rRNA); rRNA methylation; maturation of LSU-rRNA from tricistronic rRNA transcript (SSU-rRNA, 5.8S rRNA, LSU-rRNA). NCBI's taxonomy places the organism in Eukaryota, Fungi, Ascomycota, Sordariomycetes, Sordariales, Chaetomiaceae. The transcript is spliced from 6 exons. Gene Ontology annotation, molecular function: rRNA (guanine) methyltransferase activity; rRNA (uridine-2'-O-ribose)-methyltransferase activity. The coding region runs from base 185 to 2710 and encodes 841 amino acids. The record is from RefSeq and is a predicted model, not a curated record. Gene Ontology annotation, cellular component: nucleus; preribosome, large subunit precursor; nucleolus.
GCGGAGCAGUAACAGUUCCGCCUUAGCUAGGUAGUUAUCGCUUAUCAGUCUGCAUCUCCGCCAAAAAUUUCGGCGGGCAGCGGGAGCGCGGAAGCCGUGUCCGACUGCACACAAGAAGACAUCGACAGUACGGCCCGGCGAAGAAGUCAGAAGUCGCAUCGGCCGCCACUACACAGCCGGCGCCAUGGCAAUUCAGAAGAAACACGGCAAGGGCCGUCUCGACAAGUGGUACAAGCUCGCCAAGGAGAAGGGAUACCGCGCGCGUGCAGCAUUCAAGUUGAUCCAGCUCAACAAGAAAUAUGGCUUCCUCGAGAAGAGCAAGGUCGUGCUCGAUCUCUGCGCGGCGCCCGGAUCAUGGUGUCAAGUGUGUGCCGAGACGAUGCCCAAGGACAGCAUCAUUAUUGGCGUCGAUCUCGCCCCGAUCAAGCCGAUUCCCAAGGUCAUUACCUUCCAAAGCGACAUUACGACUGAGAAGUGCCGUGCGACCAUUCGGACACACUUGAAGACAUGGAAGGCCGACUGUGUGCUCCACGACGGUGCCCCCAACGUCGGUACCGCUUGGGUUCAGGAUUCCUACAAUCAGGCUGAGCUGGCCCUCCAUUCGCUCAAGCUCGCCACCGAAUUCUUAAUUGAGGGGGGAACUUUCGUGACCAAGGUCUUCAGAUCUAAGGACUACAAUUCCCUGUUGUGGGUUCUCAACCAGCUCUUUACAAAGGUUGAGGCGACAAAGCCGCCGUCCUCUCGUAACGUCUCGGCAGAGAUCUUCGUCGUGUGUCGCGGCUACAAGGCGCCGAAGCGCAUUGACCCGCGCUUGCUCGACCCCCGCUCCGUCUUCGAAGACCUGGCAGACCCGGCGCCCAACAAUGAGGCCAAGGUGUACAACCCGGAAGUCAAGAAGCGAAAGAGAGAGGGUUACGAGGAGGGUGACUACACGCAGUACAAGGAAAUUGCUGCCAGCGAAUUCAUUCAGACGACCGAUCCCCUCGCCAUCCUUGGGCAGUACAACCGACUGACGUUCGAACAACCAAAGAAUGGGGACGUAGCCCUGGCGGCCCUGGACAAGUUGCCCGAGACGACGCAGGAGAUUCGCCAUUGUUGCGCGGAUCUGAAGGUCCUCGGAAGAAAAGACUUCAAGCUCCUUCUAAAAUGGCGUCUUAAGGUCAGGGAGAUCUUUGGUCUCCCUACUAAGAAGACCACCAAGGCUCCUCUCGUGGAAGAGGUGGCUGAGGUGGAGAACAUGGACGAAGAGCUCAAGAUCCAGGAAGAGCUGCAGAGGAUAAAAGAUAAGGAAUUGGCGAAGAAGAAGAAGGAGCGACGAAAGGAGAACGAGAGGAAGCAUAAGGAGAUUGUGCGCAUGCAGAUGAACAUGACAGCGCCCAUGGACAUCGGUAUGGAGCAGGAGGGCCCUAGGGGCGCAGAUGCCAUGUUCCGCCUCAAGUCGAUCGAUCAGACCGAGGCCCUACGCAGGAUAGCCAAGGGCAAGAUGGCCACGAUUACCGAGGUCGAUGCCAAGAAGGACCGCGACUCCGGGAUUGGGAGCUCGGGCGAGACGGACGACGAGAGCGACGAAGAGCUGGACCGCUUGGAACGCGAGCUGGACAACAUGUACGAAUCCUACAAGGAAAGAAAGGCGGCUGCGGACGCCAAGUACCGGGCGAAGAAGGCGAGGAAAGAGUACGGGGACGACGAGUGGGAAGGUGUGUCGGCGAGCGAAAAGGAGGAGAGCGACGAUGACGACGAGAUACUCGAAGAGGAAAGCAGCGAUGAUUCCGACGCCGAGGAGCGCGGGGACACCAGCAAGCCGCUUCUGCGGGACCUUGACAACACCCCCCAGGACGGGGCCGGGUUGUCAAAGCGAGCCCGGGGAUUCUUCAACCAGGAGAUCUUCCGGAGCAUCCCCGGGUUAUUGGAUGUCCCGGAAGACACAGAGGGUGAAGAUGAGGCGAAAAAUGCGGAUGAGGGGGCGGCAUCCAACGGCGAGGACUCGGACAACGAUGUGCCAACCAUUGAGGAGCAGAAGAAAAUGCGCAAGGAGAAGGCGGCACGUAAGGAGAAGGAGAAGGAGGACGACUUUGAGAUUGUCAAGCAGGACCAGGAUUCCGACGACGACUGGGAGGAGAAAGAGAAGAAGAAGAAGACUAAAGAUGGCAAGCCCAAUAUCGACAUCAUCACGGCCGAGGCCAUGACGCUAGCGCACCAGCUUGCGCGCGGAGAAAAGUCAAAACACGAUCUCAUCGACGAGGGGUACAACAAAUACGCCUUCAAGGACCGGGACGGCCUGCCUGACUGGUUCCUUGACGACGAGGCCAAGCAUGACAAGCCGCACAAGCCCAUCACCAAAGAAGCAGCGGCAGCCAUCAAGGAGAAGCUGCGAGCCUACAACGCCAGGCCGAUCAAGAAGGUGGCCGAGGCGCGGGCACGGAAGAAGCUCAAGCAGGCGCAGAAGCUCGAGAAGCUCAAGAAGAAGGCUGAUCUGCUGGCCGGGGAUGAGGGCAUGUCGGAGAAGGAGAAGGCCACAAGCAUUGCUAAACUGAUGUCGGCGGCCGCACGGAAGAAGAGGAAGCCGCCGGUCAAGGUGAUCAAGGCAACGGGUGUGAACCGUGGUAUCUCUGGCAGACCCAGGGGUGUCAAGGGCAGGUACAAAAUGGUGGAUCCGCGCAUGAAGAAGGAGAUGCGGGCGUUGAAGAGGAUUGCGAAGAAGAGGAAGUAGCCCAGGAGGCUGAGCCGUCGAGCUUUCUUUCAUAUGUAUGCUGGUCACGCCGAGGGUCUGUUCGCUCGGUCUGGGAAUAUCAAUAAUGCAAGCAUGGCCCUUGCUGUUGUUGCAAGCUACUUGUUUCUGUUGGCUACUGACCUGACGAAGGUGCUGAGGGGGUAGAGCGGCCCGGUGAAAUCCAUGUCGUACC